Theileria annulata is the source of this 1434-nucleotide messenger RNA. RefSeq names its product ATP-dependent RNA helicase, putative. Lineage: Eukaryota; Apicomplexa; Aconoidasida; Piroplasmida; Theileriidae. Gene Ontology annotation, molecular function: RNA helicase activity; ATP binding; nucleic acid binding. The record is from RefSeq and is a predicted model, not a curated record. The transcript is spliced from 2 exons. The coding region runs from base 1 to 1434 and encodes 477 amino acids.
AUGUUAUCUGAAUCUUCAGUUUCUUUAGCUAUCGCAAAUAAUUGUAUUGAAGAAUCCUAUUCUUCUGAAAAUAGUCUUAGUACUAAUAAAUGGGAUUUACAUGAUUUUAGAUCUAAAAGUUUUAAACUAAUUUCUGACUCAAAAAACAAAUUUAAAAGGGAAAAAUUAGGUUCUGAAACUUCAAAUCAUACAUCUGAUAUACAAAAAAAUAAUAAAAAGGAGAAUUUAGAAACAUUUGAAGGGCUUGGAGUUCCAAAUUGGAUAAUAGAAAUAUGUAAAUCACUUCAGAUUAAAAAACCUACAAAGAUUCAACAACUGUGUUUACCCUCAGCCUUUAAGGGCAAAAACUUAAUCGGAUGCUCUGAAACCGGAACUGGAAAGACUAUUUGCUUCUGCUGGCCAAUACUUACAUCACUGGCGAAGAACCCAUACGGAGUUUACAGCCUAGUGUUAACGCCUACGAGGGAGCUGGCGUUUCAAAUCUCGGACCAGUUUAGAAUAUUCGGAGUUAACAUGAACAUCUUGGUGUUAUCAUGUGUCGGAGGGGUUGAUAUCGUUAGCCAGUCGAUAGAAAUGGAAAAGAGACCUCAUGUCAUUAUAGCAACUCCAGGAAGACUAGCAUACCAAGUUUCAAAUGCUGAACGUAAUUUAUCAAGUAUAUUUUCAAAUGUAAAGUACUUGGUUUUUGAUGAGUCCGAUAGACUAUUAGAUAUAACCUUUCAAGAACAUUUGAAGGAGAUUUUAAAGUGUAUUCCUAAGUCUUCUGAAGGAAGGAUUACAUUCAUGUUUUCAGCAACAAUUACAGACGCCAUAAGAACGUUGGCAUCAAAGAUUUCAAACACAAACUUCGAAUUCUACGACGCAACAGAAGAGUCAUCAAAAGUGCUAAAACUUAACAGAAAAAUCGAACACGAGUACUUAUUUCUACCUCAACAUGAACGAUUUUUAAAGGAUGAAAAGGACAAAGGAAUAAUUUUUACGUGUACCAAAAAAAGAUGCCAACUUGUCUCAUUAACCUUAGACCAACUAGAUUUUAAAGUAACAUGUAUACAUUCACUCAUGAAACAGUCUAAACGGACGGAUUCGCUAUCAAAAUUUAGGUCUGGGUAUUCCAAUUUAUUAGUUGCUACGGACUUGGUGUCAAGAGGAAUUGACGUGCCAGAAGUGGCGUUUGUAAUUAACCUCGAUUUUCCAACUACACCAUCUGAUUACAUUCACAGAGUUGGAAGAACAGGAAGAGGAGGAAGACAAGGUAUCGCAUUUUCAUUCAUUGAUGAGUUUGAUGUUGACAAGGUUAAGAACGUUGAGAAUUCAGUGGAGAUUAGGCUUAAAAAGUAUGAAAUCAAGGAUAAAGAGGCUGUAAAACUAUUAAACAAGGUAACUGUAGCUACUCAAAAGGCUCACAUAUUCUUACAAGAGCGGGAGUAUAAAUGA